Messenger RNA from Arachis stenosperma, 1468 nucleotides. RefSeq names its product AT-rich interactive domain-containing protein 1-like. NCBI's taxonomy places the organism in Eukaryota, Viridiplantae, Streptophyta, Magnoliopsida, Fabales, Fabaceae. The transcript has 4 exons. The coding region runs from base 98 to 1198 and encodes 366 amino acids. The record is from RefSeq and is a predicted model, not a curated record.
UCAAAAAAACCCACUAAAAAAAUCUUCUUUUCAAUUUCCGAUUCUCUCUUUCUCUCUUGGUCUCUCUCUAGAAACUGAUAUCGGUGGUGAUCGAACAAUGACAACAUCGAAAAAGAUUCAUGGUGUUAACUAUGUGAAUCUUGUGAGUUCAUCAUCAGAGUCAAGUGAUGAGGAAGAUAAGAGAGUUCCUAACCAAGAAUAUCAUCAUCAUGAUCUAGACGUAGAUACAACGGUAUGUGUAUUGAAUCAAUUCAUUCUCGACGACUCAAUUCUCGCCGAGUAUGGUGAAAAAGGAGGAGAAGAUAGUAGUGACGAUGAAAUACAAGUGUUGGAGGAAUUUGAUGUUGAAAAUAAAAAAUGCGGUGGUUAUGACGGCAAUGAUAAUAACAGAAAAUGUGACAAUAAUUCAAUGGAAUUAUUGAGUUGGGUUAAAAAUGUUGCUGUGAAUCCUUGUGGCGAAUCUAAAAUUGGUUUAACUUGUAAUAAUAAAAAUCCUAAGAAAAAGAAGGUUUUGUCGUAUAGAGAGGCUGCCUCCAACAAAAAAAGAUUUAGGUCAAGCAGGGAACAACAAUUUUGGAAGGGUCAGAAGAUGUGUCCAUCAUUGUAUGAAGAAGAGCCUAAGGAUGGAAUAUAUAACCUUAGAAAGAAGGUCAAGAAAAAUAAUAAUGAGAAAUUUUCAUCUAAAAGAUCCACAUUUUCUAUUCGUAGUCGUACUACUUCAAAUGCAUCAUUGGAUCCUCAAAAACAAGAAGAAAAAAAAGAAGACAAAGAAAAAAAACAUACGGCCAAAAAGAUGCCUAACAAUUCUAAACAAAAAUCGUUUUUUGAUCGACACGUGAGAGUAAAGCAUGUCCCUAUAGGUCCAAGACACCAAGUUAUGGUGCCGGAAUGGAACGGCGGCGGCGGCGGCGGCACGGCUUCCUUGGAAAGCGACUCAAAGUGGUUAGGGACAAGAAUAUGGCCAUUAAAAGAUGGAAUGAAUCCAAGAGUUAUGAUUGAAAGGGAUCCAAUUGGAAAAGGAAGACAAGAUUCAUGUGGCUGCUCGGCACGAGGUUUAGUAGAUUGUGUUGGAUUUCAUGUUGCUGAGAAAAGGACUAAACUCAAGCUUGAAUUAGGUAGAGCUUUUUAUGAGUUGGAUUUGGAUAAACCAAGAGUAGAUACAAAAAAGUUGUUAAGUGAAGAAGAAGAGGAAGAAUAAGAAAAGAAUAUAUAUAUAUAAAGAAGGUAUAUUUAAUAAUGUGUGUUGCAAAAAUAUUUACAAUCAUUUAUUUUUGACUUUUUUAACAAAAUUUAUGAAAUGCUUCAAGUGAUAAAAAAAAAUGAUUGUAAAUAACUUUAUGACACACAUUAAAUGUACUUUAAAAAAUUAGAUGCAAAAAGAAUAAUGUCCUGAAUAAUAUAAUAGACUGCUUGCACUUCUCAAAAUGAAGGCUUCUUUAUUAAGUUUGUAAGCCUUUCAGUAUGAUGA